This is a messenger RNA of Lethenteron reissneri (Far Eastern brook lamprey), 2415 nucleotides long. RefSeq names its product CUB and zona pellucida-like domain-containing protein 1. The record is from RefSeq and is a predicted model, not a curated record. NCBI's taxonomy places the organism in Eukaryota, Metazoa, Chordata, Hyperoartia, Petromyzontiformes, Petromyzontidae.
CUCACUCCACCUCUCCCCAUACUCCAUUCACCUGGAGGACCCCUCGUGCAGUGGCUACAUCUCAGGGCAGUACCUGGUCCUGCACAGCGAUCUGCAUGCCUGUGGCACCAGGGCCGAGGUGCAGGGCGACACCAUCGUCUACACGAACACAGCGUAUGGCUACGUGCCCGGUACCAAGGCCAAGAAACUGCGCAUCCCCUUGCACUGUCAAAUCGGCUCCACUGGCAGCGUCGUAGCGAGCUUUGCACCCAGGGUGCACGACAGGUACAGCUCAGGCAAUUUCGAAUUGAGCAUCCAGCUGUACAUGGACGAGAGCUUCUCGCAGCCCGUCUACUCAUACCCACUGGAGGUGGAUCUCGGGAGCCGGAUCUACACAGAGGUGCUGCUCGUCUCCUACAUCGGCAGCCUGCAGCUCUUCCUCGAGACGUGCAAGGCGUCCCCCUACAUUGGCGCGGACGACAGCAACUCCUACUUCAUCAUUAGACACGGAUGUCAAGAGGACCCAUCCUACAACAACUACUACAGCGGUGACAACAAGAGACAGCACUUCAGCUUCCAGAGCGUUGAGUUCUUCGCCGGCUCUCAGGUGUACCUGGAGUGCUCCGUACGCGUUUGUGACUCUUCCGACCGGUACUCGCGGUGCCAGCGAGGGUGCGUGCGCUCCAAACGGUCCGUGCGCGACCUCUCCGGCCAGAAAAAGUACGCCGAGCACAACGUGGGCCUCUCCCAGGGCCCCCUACUGCUCCACAAGGCGCGCCAGGCUUCUGGGGUGCUGAGCUCGCUGGCGGGCAUGGUGUACGCCCUGGCUGCCGCCCUGGCCGUCGCUGCCGUGUGCGUGGCCGCAGUGAAAGUCUACCGCCACCGCGCCGCAGGGCCCCAGUAUCACCACGUCGUCACCAACGACGAAUUCGCGACCUGAUGGAAUGGAGCCGUUGGAUUCCAUUGUCGACAUGAAUUUGUUUUAGUUUGUGCUGGGGUUUUUUUUAUCAGUCGAAUCCACGACUUUACCGAUACGUUCAACAAAUUAGUUGGUGAUGCUGCUGAUUCUGCUAUGUUGACAGUGGGACAUGAGCACAGCUUGCAACAGCAAAACUUUAACGCAUUAGUCAAUAAGACCUCUGUGGCUUUAAAAGGAAAACCAUAAUACGUGACGUUUCAGGGCAUUCUUCUGUGGCCAUUGUCCAAAAAUGCCCUAUUAUAUUUUUAUUACAUUUAAAGCCACAGUUAUUGACAUGUGUUGAGUUUAUUUUGUUACCUAUAUAAUUCACCUUUUUAAAACUACAAUAAUCUGGAGGGUUAUAGCUGAUGCAUGGUGCAGAAAAUGUAGAGCAAAUGCAUAGAUGUCAUCUCCCUCAUUUAAUGUGCAGGUCGUGGGUUCGAUCACGACCCUGACACCUGGAUAUUUGGGGUUUUGAAUGUGCUCCCCGUGGUCGGGUGGAUGUUUCUCCAGAUCACCCGAUUUUUUCCUUCACAUUUACAAACAUAUAGUAAUUGGCUGCUUUAAAUUUCCACAUGAUAAGCCACUUCGUUGAGCUCUAUAGCUCAGCGGGCCUUGGUAAAAUACAAAUAGUUUAAAAGUCUAAUCGGUUUCUGUUUCAUUCGAAAUCUCCCCCAUUCUCCCAAGAAUAAUACGCCCCGCUAGAAAGGGAUGACAGUGAAUGUGGUUCUCCCCUCCCUGACGACCUCAAACAGUUGUCGAGGGCAGUGUUUUUUAGGUGACACCGAGACCACGAGGCUACGGGACAGACCGGGAGCUCGAUAGCAGCCACCAGGAUCGUUUGAAUGGCGUUCACGUCAAGUGUGCUCUGUAACCUUUGACAUAAAAGCAUAAAGAGAUAAAAGAAAUGGGGACUAUUGCGUGGAGAUUGAUGCGAUAAAGGCUGUACAGUAAAACUAACUAGAAACCGAUUUGAUCCUAGAUUAUAGAGGAAUUAAGAUGGUAAAGGAAGGGGUCGAUGCUAGCAAAUUGGUUUGUGUACUGCACCUAUGGACCUGACCUCCCAAGUUAGAUUCCCGGCUAUGGCUAACAUCAGUGUGAUGGGCCGCCACCCCUUCACCAACCCACACUGACCAGCGUGGUGAAGUAUGGCUAAACAACACCCAUAACUGACACAGUGUGGAGACAAGGAGCUACGUAAUCAAGAUUUCACUUGUCCUACGACGAGCAUCUUGACCACUGGACAUCAUUUGUUCUACUUUGAUGCAAAUGUCUAUAUAUCUUUGCUAUACGGCUGAUUGUUGAUUUUUUUGUUUACCUAGGUUUGGUCUGGCUAUACUUUUGAUUUUCACAAUUUACAGGUUUAAGGACUGUUGUGUUUUCCCUUAAGUGAAUAGUAGCAGUACUUAAAACCAAAUAAAAGGAUCGAACGGGUGGUGUGCCGUUGUGUUGCGAGCUUGCGGUGUGUCUGCCGAGUU